CUUUUCCAUGCACCUCCAUAUCCCAAGUCUCCAAGCACACGUCUGUUACCUUCUGUGAUCCUAUAUAUGUCCUUAUAAGUAAAUAACGUGCUGGCUAGAUUGCAAGUGUCAUACGCACAUUGUAAAUGACCGCAUGUCUUUAGUGUCCUUACUCUGGUGCGCAGAACGCAGUCAACAGAUAUAGUAAUUUCCACUUUUACCUCUUUUCUAGAGAUCUUUAGGAAAUGGCGGAGACCGUGAAGGUCGCAGUGCGUUGCCGGCCUCUUAAUAGCAAGGAGAAAGGUGACAACAGAGAUGUCAUCGUGGAGGUUGACAACAAGAUUGGGCAGGUUACUCUUCACAACCCAAAGGGCGACGAACCCCCAAAGACGUUUACCUUCGACAAUGCGUUCGAUUGGAACGUAACCCAGAAGGAGGUCUAUGAUGUCGUUGCACGACCUAUCGUCAACAGCGUGGCAGAUGGCUACAACGGCACCAUCUUCGCCUACGGCCAAACUGGCACGGGCAAGACGCAUACCAUGGAAGGGGCGCCCACGCCCGAGUUGCAGGGCAUCAUCCCGAACUGCUUUGACCACAUCUUUGAGAUCGUAAACUCGAGCGCUGCUGAGCGGCAGUGGAUGGUGCGCGCUUCCUACCUGGAAAUUUACAACGAGGAGGUGCGGGACUUGUUGUCCAAGGACCCCAAGAACAAGCUGGAGCUCAAAGAGCACAAGGACUCGGGCGUCUAUGUGAAGGGGCUAAACGCCUUCGUGGUGAAAGGGGUCCCAGAGCUGAAGAACGUCCUGGAGGUGGGCAAGAAGAACCGUUCGGUGGGAGCCACCCUGAUGAACCAGGACUCCUCGCGGUCGCACUCCAUCUUCACCAUCACAAUUGAGACGAUUGAGAUGACCACCGCGCAGCCCGAGGGCCACAUCCGCGUGGGCAAGCUGAACCUGGUGGACCUGGCUGGCUCCGAGCGCCAGUCCAAGACGGGCGCCACGGGAGACCGCCUCAAGGAGGCCACCAAGAUCAACCUGUCGCUGUCGGCGCUGGGCAACGUCAUCUCGGCGCUGGUGGACGGCAAGAGCGGACACGUGCCGUACCGCGACUCCAAGCUGACCCGCCUGCUGCAGGACUCGCUGGGCGGCAACACCAAGACCAUCAUGUGCGCCAACAUGGGGCCCGCGGACUGGAACUACGAUGAGACGCUGUCCACCCUGCGCUACGCCAACCGCGCCAAGAACAUCAAGAACAAGCCCAAAAUUAACGAGGACCCCAAGGACGCCAUGCUGCGCGAGUUCCAGGAGGAGAUUGCGCGGCUCAAGGCCAUGCUGGCGGCUGAGGGCGGUGCGCUGCCAGAGGGUGCCGUUGCGGGCCCAGGCGGCGAGGUGGUGGUAGAGAAGGUGGUCACGGUGCCCAAGGCCCUGGACGCCGCCUUCCUAGAACAAAUGCGGCGCGACAUGGAGGAGAGCAUGAAGGCGGAGCUGGCGGCGAAGCAGGCAGCAGCCCUCAACGAGGAGCAGCUACAAAAGGUUAAGGAGGAGGCUGCCGCCAAGGCCAAGGCCGAGGCUGCCCGAUUGGAAGAGGAGAAGAAGAAGGCCGAGGAGGAGGCCGCCAAGAUGCAGCGCAAGCAGCAGAAGAUGAAGGAGGAGGUGGCAAAGAGGUCGCAAGACGCGGAGCAGAUCCGUGCCGAAAAGGAGGCCCUGGCCAAGAAGCUUAAAGCCAUGGAGUCCAAGAUCCUCAAAGGCGACGCAGCAGGCGGCCUCGCUGAAGUCACCAAGAAGAAGGAGGAGGAGCUUAAGCGGAAAGAACAGGAGCUGGAGCGCAGGCGCAAGGAGGAGGACGAGCGGCGGGCAAAGAUCGCAGCCAUGGAGGAGGCCCAGCUAGCAGCUGAGGAGAAGUACAAGGACAAGGCGGACGAGGCGGAGCAGAAGACCAAGAAGCUCAAGAAGCUGUGGAAGAAGUUCCAGGAGGUCAAUGCUGAGGUGGAGGACAUGUACAAGGAGUUCCAGCGAGAGAAGGAGGACCUGCUGGAGAGCAUCCGCAUGCUGCAGGACCAGAUGCAGCUCAAGGACAUGGUAAUUGAGGCGUUCAUCCCGCCGGAGGAGGUACAAAAGGUGAUGAAGCGCGCGCACUGGGACGAUGAGCGCGAGGUGUGGGUCCUAGAGCGGCUCAGCGAUAUCGGCAAACGUGAGUCGGCAUCGGGCAACGCGCGCCGGCCGGUCUCGGCGUCGGGGCAGCGCCGGCCGACCUCAGACUUUGCCAAGCUGGCGAACGCCAUGGGUGACAUGAACCCGCGCUUCAAGUCCGAGAACAUCCUCAACCUCGAGCUGGACCUACCGGAGCGCACCACGUACGACUACGAGGGCCCCGGCGUGGAUCCCCGCGUGCAGGCGGCCAUUAACGCGGCUUUCGCGGAGGACGGAGAGCUCAUCUUCGUGGGCUCCGAGCAAAACGUGCACCUGGGCGAGGUCACCGCCAACAUGGCGCAGCGGCCGGACUCGGCGAAGAAACGACCAGCUUCAGCGCGCAAGGGAGUCAAGGCGACGCGAUAGGCGUCCCAAAAUGCUAGGGUAGUUAUAUGUGCAGGCUGGUGGCAGUAACGGGUAGCGAGGAUGGCAUAGGAGUGUAUGGCAGGAUUGCCAAAGCUUGAGGCUCGCCGGACAGGCGGGUGUAUACCUCCUGAGGGUGGUCUUGGGCCAGGUAGGCUUGUGGCUUUGAGCCGCAGAUGUACAGGGUAGCGUUGAGUGCUGCCACUUGUGGCAUAUUACGUCAGGCCUGUUGGAGGGCUCAGGACCUGUAGGACGGAGCAUACGUUGGCAGGAAUGGGGACUGUCGGUACGACUUCUGUGUAAACGGAACACACAUUUGCAUGCAAAGCGUGCGUUUGGCAGGGGAUACAGCUGACACUGCUGUUGCUAGCGGCAUUACUUCCCACCAUUAAGAUAAAGGGCAGGUGACUAUGUGUCUUCGCUCCUUGCAUAACUAAUAUAAAACUAUAAAUGUCUUCAGGCUUUAAAUUUCUAUGGACCCGUGGGUCGUGUUCUUAUUGUGGGGACUUAUGAUGCAGCAUCCCUAAAAGGCGGUUCUGUAUAUUACGAC
Messenger RNA from Astrephomene gubernaculifera, 3081 nucleotides. The record is from the annotation of a GenBank genome assembly. Lineage: Eukaryota; Viridiplantae; Chlorophyta; Chlorophyceae; Chlamydomonadales; Astrephomenaceae.